AUGAAUAUGUGUGGUUAUAGAUUGGCCUUGUUAAAUGAACUUUUAGAACGACGUCACAGUGCGGCUGUACAGAGCUGUAAUGCAGUUGACGCUCCGUGUAUCACAAAAGAAGUGGUAACUAUUUUUCCUGUAAAAACGAAUCGGGGUACAGAGGUCGUUUAUAGAGGUCGCCGGAGUAUUGAAAAUGAUUAUGUUAUUGAAAAUGACUUUGUUAAUGUAAAUGGUUUUAGAGAGACUAAAUCCACUGGCAGUGAGGCCGUGGUGGAUUUAUUUAAAGGGAAAGGGGUACCAACCUCUAGAAACGGGAAAAAUAAGUGUGAGUUGACUGAUCCACCAAUAGUUUUGAGUAGUAAGGAAGAUAGGGAAGAUACAGGGUAUCUUAACGAAAAUCCUGAAACUCACCAGAUUGAUAAUAGACUGAAACAGUCUACGAACUACACUGAGAUAGAAAAUAGUAAUGAAUUUCGCCAGUUUGCUACAGGAGGAAAUGCGCAAUUCUCCAAUUGUGGUCAUUUAUCUAAAGGACCACAUGUAGUAAAAUUGCGUGAAAACUUGGAAAUACCUGCUUUCCACGGUUGCGAUUUUAAUGUACCUGUAAACACCCGGGUCCCUGCAGGCAUUAAAGUCUGUGAACCAUUAAAUCAUACAGAUGUCGGUAUUCUUACCGCGUGUAGUGUAAUAGAAAUUCCUGAAAAUUCAACAAAAGAAAAUAGAAAUAUAGUAGUUCGUAUUCUGAAUACUUCUCCAAUACCGCAGACCAUUUAUAAAAACACGCCCAUUUUAAAUUUGGUGGAUGUGACUAGGCUGAAAGAAUGUUCCACCGCGGAUGCUCUCUGUGGAGCGGAUGGAACGGAUUAUGUUAGUGAAAAGUUUAGUGAAAUUCAUACAAGUUGUUAUGAAGGCCAUAUUGUGGAGAAUAUGGUUUCUCAUUUAAAAGGAGGGGAUAAGAACUGUGAAAGUGAAAGUGAAGAAGAAAUUGUGACGGAUGAAAGUGAGGAGAAUGUAGACAGAACUGAUAGAAUGUCGUCAGUCUUGGAAAAUGAAAAUACCGAAAGAGAUGGUGUUGAUGAUGAUAACCAAAUAAUUGAUGAUCAUGAAAAUGAUUCUAUGAGGUCCUUGGAUGCAGAUCGAGAGGAAAAUGAUGAUGUAGCUCAAGUUUCUAUAAACAUACGAAACCCGGAGCCUUUAGAACAGCAAAUUCGACCUCAACGAAUAAGACAGUUACCAAAAAGGUUUGAAGAUUAUGUUUUAGACUCCUUGGAUUAG
Molecule: messenger RNA, 1266 nt
Organism: Ceutorhynchus assimilis (cabbage seed weevil)
Lineage: Eukaryota; Metazoa; Arthropoda; Insecta; Coleoptera; Curculionidae
Source: the annotation of a GenBank genome assembly